Messenger RNA from Orycteropus afer afer, 1740 nucleotides. It is a transcript of the gene DYTN, whose product is annotated as dystrotelin. Gene Ontology annotation, cellular component: plasma membrane. Bases 1 to 1740 code for a protein of 579 amino acids. Gene Ontology annotation, biological process: synaptic signaling. The record is from RefSeq and is a predicted model, not a curated record. Gene Ontology annotation, molecular function: zinc ion binding. The transcript has 12 exons. Lineage: Eukaryota; Metazoa; Chordata; Mammalia; Tubulidentata; Orycteropodidae.
AUGGACCUCGAUAAACAAGAUGCUCUUAAUAGUAUUGAGAAUUCCAUUUAUAGAACAGCUUUCAAAUUACGAUCUGUGCAAACUCUGUGUCAACUGGACUUGAUCGACAGCUCCAUGAUCCAGGCCCUCCUACCAUGCCAGCACUGCUCGGAAGCCAGGGAGAACUCCCUCUCUGUGCAGCAGCUUUUCCAGGCCCUGCAGGAGUUGUUUGAGAGAGUCAGGGUAGAAAAACCAGGACAGUUGCAUCCUCGAGCUGCGGAACUCACCCUGAGCCUUCUCACAGCGAUGUAUGACAGCAUGGGAACGGGUUUUCUCCAGCUUGCACCUGCAGCUGCUGCCCUGAUUGCGCUCUCAGGGGACGACCCUCUUACAAAAUACAGAGCUCUUUUUCAGCUCUAUGCAGGGAACAACAGGGAGCACUAUGCAUCUGGGGCACGCAUGACUCGGAAGAUUUUGAGGAACCUACUAACUGAUCUACAGCAGAUCCCAACUGUAGUAGGGGAAAGUAGCGUUCUUUGUUCUGUGGAAAGUGCUACACAGAGCUGUUUCCAAGGGGUGUUGAGCCCAGCAAUCAAAGAAGAGAAAUUCUUAAGCUGGUUGCAGUCUGAGCCACCCAUCCUCUUAUGGCUCCCCACCUUCUACCGAUUAUCAGUCACUGAGAUGGUCAGUCAUCCAGUUCGGUGUAGUAUCUGCAGGAACUUCCCAAUCACAGGACUGAGAUACCGCUGUCUGAAGUGUCUCGACUUUGACAUCUGCCAGGCAUGUUUCUUAUCAGGGCUUCACAACAAGUCCCACCAGAAGUCUCAUCCUGUGACUGAGCACUGCGUUCAGAUGUCAGCAAAGGAAAAUGCAAAACUCCUGCUCAGGACCCUGAGGAACAACCUGCUACAAGGGCGCUGUAGGAGGAAAGAAGCUGAGAGAAGGCAGCGGCUGCCGGACCAGGUGAAUCCAGAGGGCUUGGCUAGCCCUGCCCACUCCAGGUUCCUUAAAAAACAGUUAAACCGAUACAAAGACAAGCUGAAAGCAAUAUAUGCCUCCCAGGAAGAAAAAAAUUACAGAUUUGAAACAAAGAUUCACCAGCUCACAACCAACCAGGAUAGUCUGUGGACCAACCUACAGCAGAUGGGACAAGACCUCCAGGCAGUGUUUCAGCCACUUCAUCCUUUGUCUUCUUCCUAUCAAAAUAUGGCUUUGAAGAGUGGCCAUCCCUUGGCUAAAAGGUUUUGGAGGGAGGGAGAUUCUUCUCAGAUCAAGAUCAUUGAGAAGGGCUCAGAAUUGGAACCUCUUCCUAACCCUGCCAUUGUUGGCAGAAGUCACCAGAGGCAAACAAAUACAGAGUAUGCACUACCUAAUCCAGAACCAUCAGAUGCCAUUUUGGAGCCAAGGUCAAAGCAAAGCAGCAGGGCACAAAGCCACGCCCAAAAGAUGCUAAAGGAAACCCUACUUGGUACUCAGGAAGGAUUACUGCAGGAUGCUCCUCAAUUUAUCCCUGCUGAAAUGAGCAGUCCUGCUCUGGAACCUGCUGGAAGGAAAGAGACCACUAACGCUGAGGAGAGGAAGGAUGAGCUGGAGGAAGAGGAACUGCAAGAACUGCUGUCAAAAUGUAUGACAGCCUUCACUCUUGAAAUGCCAUCAGGUCAGCAAUCUUCUGUAAACAUGGACCUGUACUGUGGAGCUCAGCAGGUGAGCAGGGCUUUCUCUGCCCUGAUUGAUCAAAUCACCUCGCCCAACUUGAAGUAG